AUGGUGAUUCCAGUAGACGCACCCUUCUCUGGACCGCGAUUCGAAGCCUUUGCAAAUCUUGCGAAGGGAGCUAACGCGCACGGGUCCCUGAUUGUUGGGCAAGUUUCGCAUGCCGGUCGCCAGGUGGAAGAGUCGAUUCAACCACAUCCCAUCAGUGCCAGCGACGAUCAAUUACACAUGCCGUCAUUGCGGCGCAAAUUUGGGAAGCCUCGGGCAGCCACAAGAGAGGACAUCAAUGGCGUGAUUGAGGGAUUCGCACACGCUGCAGAAUUUCUGGAGAACGCUGGCUUUGAUGGCAUCCAGCUUCAUGCUGCACACGGAUAUCUAUUGGCGCAAUUUCUCAGCCGCAGCACGAAUCACCGAGACGACGAGUACGGCGGCAGCCUAGAGAAUCGGAUGCGUCUGAUUUUUGAAAUUGCAGCGGCAGUGCGAAAGAGAGUUAGUGAAACUUUCGUAAUUGGCAUCAAGAUCAACGCAAUCGAACUGCAGGAGGAUGGAUUCAAUCCAGAAGAAGCCACAGUAUUUUGUCAGAGGCUGGAAGAAGCCAAGUUUGAUUAUGUUGAGUUGAGCGGCGGCAACUACGAGAAGCUUGCUUGGAUGCACGUCAAGGAAUCGACGAAGAAAAGAGAAAACUUUUACAUCGAGGCCGCCGAGGAGAUAGUCAAGCCCCUUAAGUCUAUCAAAGUAUACACAACAGGUGGCUUCAAGACUCUCGAUGGCAUGCUUGACGCUUUGAAUGUUGUGGACGGCGUUGGGAUCGGGAAGGCUGCAUGCCAGGAGCCUCGUCUCCCUAGGGCUCUCCAAUCCGGAAAAGCUAGCGGGAUUUUGAAGUACGCGUACUCCGAAGAGGAUUAUCUCAAACGAUUGUUUGCAUCAGGAUCUCAAAUCAGGCAAAUCGCGAAGAAUGAGGAGCCGGUGGAUCUGACCGUUCCCGAGAAUGCAGAAGCAGUCUGGGAAGCUAUCAUGGGGCAAUGGCAGCGUAUUGCCGAGGAUCAAGAACGGUGGACAUAUGGAAGUCCUGACCUGACGCUGCCCGCACAGCCUUAUGCUGAGCCAUCCAUUUGA
Phaeoacremonium minimum UCRPA7 is the source of this 1065-nucleotide messenger RNA. RefSeq names its product putative nadh oxidase protein. The record is from RefSeq and is a predicted model, not a curated record. Gene Ontology annotation, molecular function: oxidoreductase activity; FMN binding. Lineage: Eukaryota; Fungi; Ascomycota; Sordariomycetes; Togniniales; Togniniaceae. The coding region runs from base 1 to 1065 and encodes 354 amino acids. The transcript has a single exon.